This is a messenger RNA of Anguilla rostrata (American eel), 810 nucleotides long. Its product is annotated as olfactory receptor class A-like protein 1. The coding region runs from base 1 to 810 and encodes 269 amino acids. The transcript has a single exon. NCBI's taxonomy places the organism in Eukaryota, Metazoa, Chordata, Actinopteri, Anguilliformes, Anguillidae. Gene Ontology annotation, cellular component: membrane. Gene Ontology annotation, molecular function: pheromone receptor activity. The record is from RefSeq and is a predicted model, not a curated record. Gene Ontology annotation, biological process: G protein-coupled receptor signaling pathway.
AUGCCGCACAAUGAAUUAAUCCUCAGCCAGCUGGUCUUCGCCAACCUGAUGGUGAUGCUGUGCCAGGGCAUUCCCCAGGCUCUGACUGCUGUGGGCAUCGAAGUGCUCUUUGGUGAGUACGUCUGCAGAGCAAUCAUCUUUGCCUACCGCGUUGGCCGUGGCAUGUCUAUCACCACAACCUCCCUGCUGAGCUCCUACCAGUGCGUGGUCAUUGCCCCGCCCACUUCUGGUUGGACCUGGCUGAAACGCUGGGUCCCUGGCCACCUCCCCCAUGCAAUAGUCUUCCUCUACGGCCUCAACAUGAUCCUCCACUCCACCGCCAUUCUCUUUACCCACGCUGUUCCGACCAACGGCUCAAUCCCAGAAUACACCAUUCACCUGAAGUUCUGCAUCGUGGUGUUCCCAGGCUACACAGUUUACUGGGUCUGUGGUGCCGUGAACAGCGUCCGAGACUUCGUCUUUGUCGGCCUGAUGGCGGCGGCGGCAGUGUACGUGAUGCUGGUCCUGCAUCGGCAUCGUCGUCAGGUUCAGGGCCUGCAGGGGGCCGGCCAGAAGACGGAGGAGGCAUCGCGUGCCGUCCUGCUGCUCGUGAGCAUGUAUGUGGUGCUGUUCGGUCUGGACAACGUGCUGUGGGUCUACACAUUCUGUGUCUCCCGCGUGCCCCCGGCUGUCUCCGACGCACGCGUCUUCUUCGCCUCCUGCUACUCCGCCUUCAGUCCUGUGCUCAUCGUCGCCACCAACAAGAAGCUGGCCACGUACUUUCAGUGUGGCUCCAAACUCAAGGCAAGCAAAAAGCAGACGAAUGGCUGA